AUUGAAGUAUGCCUUAUGUUUUUGCUAGAAAAUCUUAGUUACUGAGCAGCUUUACUAAAAACUAGAUUAGAAGAUGACUUCAGAUCAACAAACAACAAAUACGGAUUAUGAUUAUCUUAUCAAGUUUCUUUCAUUGGGAGAUUCUGGUGUGGGUAAAACCUCGUUUCUUUUUCAAUACACCGAUGGAAAGUUUGAUGGGAAGUUCAUCACAACUGUAGGAAUUGACUUUCGAGAAAAAAGAGUGAAUUAUCGUCCGCCUGGACAAGACACCCAAAGCGGAAGAGCACAAAGAGUUCAUUUACAACUUUGGGAUACCGCUGGCCAGGAAAGGUUUCGAAGUUUAACAACAGCAUUUUUUCGUGAUGCGAUGGGUUUUCUUUUAGUCUUCGAUCUAACAAAUGAACAAAGUUUUCUUAACGUUCGAAAUUGGAUAAGUCAGUUACAAUUGCAUUCUUAUUGUGAAAAUCCAGAUAUCGUAUUAUGUGGAAACAAAUGUGAUUUAGAAAAUUUGAGAUGCAUUACAGUGGACAGGGCAAAAGAUUUCGCAGAUAAAAAUGGUUUACAAUAUUUUGAAACAAGUGCAGCUACAGGACAAAAUGUAGACAAAGCAGUAGAAGCACUUCUAGAUGCUGUCAUGAAAAGAAUGGAGAAAGUUGUCGACAAAAGUUCCUUUCCCGCCCGAACUCCAGUAACAGAUAACGGCAAUGCCACGACUAAAGUUUCAGAAAACGAAAAACAUGACAACAGUGACUGUGCAUGUUGAAAGAUUGGACAAUUUGAAAAGAGAAUUAAUUUUGGGCUUCUUUAUGGUAAUAAAAAAUGGAUUCAAGUGGGUCCAUUUUAAACUGAACAAAGGCUAUUAGUGUUUUCAUACUGCUUUUUCUUUUAUGAAAUCGGCUUCCCUGAAUAUGGGAUGAAUUAAAAAAUGGGAUGGUUGCAAUCACCUUUUAAUCAAAUUAUAACAAAUAAAUAUUUUAUUACUCUCAUUAUAUUUAUGUAUCUCUCGUUCUUAUGUACAUACAUAGCAUCACAGCCAGCAAUCAAUAACAAUUCGGUUACUACUGGACUCGAAUUUCUACAGGAAUGUACCGAUUUUAAUGUAGGCUAUUUCAGACAAACACUGACGCUUAAUUACUGACAGCUUAUUAAAAUAUGCAUAUAUUUGUUUUUGUAAUGUCAUCAAAUAAUAGAAUAUCAUUCCCAAGAAUAUUUUUACGGUCGUUUCCUUUUUAGGGCCCAUUCAAUCUUAUAUGAACCAGUAAUCCAAUGACUUAUGACAGAUUGUUUUUUUCUAAAUACUGACUGUGACGGAAAAAGCCAAUUAAAACAAAUUUUACGCCAGGUUGGGCUGGUUUUUUGUUUUUGCCAAGCUCUGAUGUAUACACAUCCUAAGGAAAGAGAAUUAAAUUGAAUUUUUUUAAGAGAAUGACUUUCCUUAUACAGUGCUUUCUGCCACAUCACAAAUCUUUUAAAGGUUUAUCCAUAUUAUGACCAAUCGAGCGUGUUUCAUGAAUUAUUCUGUUCAGUUGGCAGAUUCGAUUACUGUCAUAUGGAUAUCAGCCCAUUGAAUUAGAUUUUUUAUUUUUGAUCGUACUGAUUUAUGAUCUUGCUAGCAACAAAUGGUAUAGAAAUGAUUUCUUUUACCACAUGUUUGUUAUUUUUUGUUUAUCAAAGCAGAGUACUAGGAUGGGAAAAGAGCAAUAAAGCAUUCACUGUAGGAAUUAUAGUGCCAAUUUAUCGUAUACAUCAAAUUCAACAUAUGCCGUAGUCAAUCAAAAUCCUAAUUUGAUUGCAAUUAUUAACAGAAACUAUCUAAAUGUUAAUUUAUACUCCUAUUUGAUACGCAAACUUGUCUGUGAAUUUUUAUUCAGGGCUGUAGAGUUUGGGAGAAUUUAUACUCAAAUCAAAAUCUAAGCCAUUUAAAAUAUGACUCUGGGUUAAAUAAGAACUCACAGUCUGGCUCCGCGUUUCACAAAAAAGGAACUUUUGCCUUCGACACUCAAGAAAACCAAAUUUCGCAAAUGAAAACCUAUUUUUACUUAUUUUUUCGACGUUGCUGAAAUAAUGCUUUUUGGGUUUUUGUCAAGUAUUAUUCCCAUAUUUGAAAUGACAAUGUAGACUCCCCGCUAAUACUGUUCUUUCUUUAUUAAUCCAGUAUCUGAGCAAGACUAUUGAUGAUGAUCAGUGCCAAUAUACUUUCUAUACUAAGGUUCAUUGAAAAGGUACCAAUACCUUUCAUUUGCAAUAUUAUGAAUGAAAUCAAAAUUUGAAUUCAUAAUUAACUGCUGAUUUAGAUUUACUGUGUUGUUUAAUAUUUCAACUGUGUCAAGCUUCUGUUUUCGAUACAUCACCUAUUUUUUAUUCACGUGUUAUAUGUGUCUCGAAUUAAUAAUACUAAAAUUGCAGUCUAUAUUCUAAUAUCAUUAGAUUUUAAAUCCAAAAAUGUAUUUUCCAUGUAAUAAUAUUUUCUUUUGUUGCAGUAACAUAUUUGCACAUAUUUUCAUCAGCAUUGUGCAGCACUUUUCUAUAUAUUAUUGUGUGUUACCUUUUUGGUGUUCAGUAUAAAUACCAGUUGCAGUAAUAGUGUCUGAAGAUAAUUUUUUAUUUGGUGUUUCUAUAUUGUAUUGAAUUUGUUUUUAUAUCAUACCAGAGAACUAACUAAUGAUCAUGUAUACCUGGCAAAUCUCAUCCUUCUUGGUAAUAUGUAUUUUCAAUAUUAUUCUGUUUUGACUAGUUUUAUUGUUUGUUUCACUAUGUUAUGAACUAAUAAUAUUCUGCUAUGAAAAAAGUAUUGAUGCCACAUUUUAAACAUUGUCUAUAAUACAAUAGUCGAAGUAUUUCAUGUUGUAUCUGGUUGCUAGGGAUUCCUAAAAUCUAGAUUCUGGCAUUCCCUUUUUUUUAAAUUGAUCUAUUAUGCAGCAAAAUCAUUAUCUUUGUUGUUAUUUUUCAUCUGUACGAUUUCACAAAAAUAAUGGUUUUGCUGCCAUAAUGCAAAAUUUUGGAGAAAAAAUAUGAUUUGCUAUAUUUUUGAAGUUCAUUAUUUUCAGCUAAUUUUUAUUUAAUAAUUAUUUUAAAAUAUAAGUCUCUCCUGGCGAUCUAAGAUAUAGUUUAUUUCAAAAUUAUCAUAACACUUACUGUGUAUUAUUAUGCAUGUAUAUAUUCAGCCUUAGGAAACGGGACAGUGCAUUUUACUUAACCACUCCUAUGAUGCAAAAUUUCUUCAAUUAAUUCACUAACAGCUUUAUUUGCUCUGAGCUAGCAUUUUUCAUCUAGUACGCCAUUUGUUACUUAAAAUUAAAAAGCCCUAAAAUCAAAUACUCAAACACUUACCUAAAGAUUUUCUUUUCGGAAUGCAAAAUAUAUCACUACCAAUGCUACAUUUUGAAUUUCUUGAAAAAUUUUACUGUUGAUUCGGAGAAGUUUCAAUUUUUUCCCAUUUUGGAAUACCUUGUUACAAUAAAGACGAUUUUUUAGACAUUCCAGCUCUAAGAGACAAAAUGUUGUUUUUCAUUAGCAAUAUUUUCAACUUGAUACAGUAGACUUUCCAAAUUCUUUGCUUAUUAUUGGUCACUGAUUAAAAUUUCAAUAUGGCACUCUUUAUGCUAUUAUUGAUUACUUUGAUCAAAUUCGACAUCAAUCUAACAUUACCAGUUUUCGAAAUUAAAAUUCACUUCACAUUGCUUUUUAUGGCAAAUGUUAUUCUACUUCUCAUCUAAGCAUAGUCAUUGUUUUAUGUACUGUGGAGCAGUAGAUGGUGCUGAGUUUGCGAAUUGUUAUUAUGAUUGAACUGUCGCCUAGGAUUUGUGGCCGUGUUGGUAAAUUUCUUUUAAUUUGGGAUUGUGUGGUUUUCAGUUUGCGCUAUGAUUUAUAAUGCAUUUCAUUUUCAUCUAUAAUGAUAUAUAUCUACGGUAGAUAAAUAUACUUGUUAUUUGAAUC
Messenger RNA from Styela clava, 3936 nucleotides. RefSeq names its product ras-related protein Rab-27A-like. Gene Ontology annotation, molecular function: GTP binding; GTPase activity. The record is from RefSeq and is a predicted model, not a curated record. Lineage: Eukaryota; Metazoa; Chordata; Ascidiacea; Stolidobranchia; Styelidae.